Anthostomella pinea is the source of this 606-nucleotide messenger RNA. The record is from the annotation of a GenBank genome assembly. NCBI's taxonomy places the organism in Eukaryota, Fungi, Ascomycota, Sordariomycetes, Xylariales, Xylariaceae.
AUGGCCGGCUUCUCUGGCAAGGGCGGAAGCGAGGGCGGUCGGAACCAAAAGUUCGAUAUCAAGGCGUACCACGGGGCGAAAAGCUGGGCUGGUCACGUCUCGAAAGCCCUGGCUCUCGCGUACCCCGACUUCACCGUCACAAUGCAAGAUCGGCCCGAGGCCAUCUCCGCCGCCGCGAAACUGUCGGGCCUCCCGCGCAACCUGAGCUUUAAGCCACACGACUUCUUCUCACCGCAAACCCUUCACGGGGCCGAUGCCUACUUCUUACGGCACAUACUGCACAAUUGGCCCCAGGCGGAGGCCGUUUCCAUCCUAAGCGCGCUCGUCCCGGCCCUAAAGCCGGGCGCCAGGGUGCUGGUCUCGGAGUUCCUCAUGCCGGGUGCGGCGCAGCGCGGCCGGUCGCUUCUGGACGACAAGCUCAUUCGCCAGAUUGACCUGCAGAUGAUGGACGUGUACAACUCCAAGGAAAGGACGGCCGAGGACUUUGCGGCCUUGUUCCGGAUGGCGGGCGAGAAGCUGAGGUUCGUGGCCAAGUACCAGCUCCCAGGAGACCAGGAGAGUUGCAUCUUUGAAGCUGUAUAUGACGAUGAUGAUGGGGCCCCCUAA